AUGAAACACCAAAGAAUAGAUACCCUAAAACCUACAUAUCAUACUCCACAAAAAAGAACAAGGGAAUAUAGAACAACAGACCGGAAACCCUCUCCACCAAAACCAUAUAGACAACCUAGAGAAUACCAACCCUCUUAUGCACAAAUGGUUAAAAGUCACAAAUCCCCAGAAAGGCUAAUUAAAGAAAAUAAACACACACACAGAGAUAGACAGAGAAAAGAUUCAACUAUUGAAUACAAUAGGGGUACCCAAAUACCUAAGAAAUAUGUCCCAAGAAAUGAAUCCCCCACACACCUUUCAUCCAAUAGAUCUAACUAUCUGGAAAGACCAUCACGAGGAGAGGAUUUUCAAACAUCCUAUAUGAGGGACAGACACAAAGAGAACAUAUUCCCCCUGAAAUCCCCAGGAAAGAGACAAAGGAGUCCAGAAGAUGGGGGAAUAGAGGAGGAACUCACACAGAAAAGAAAGGAAAUACAGACAUUGACACUAACCAAGAAUGAUGGGAUAUUCAACCUGACACAUAGGACUUUAACACAACCCCAACAUUCACUGCUAGAAAAGGGACUUAAAUUUGCACCCUCAAAGG
Molecule: messenger RNA, 586 nt
Organism: Pelobates cultripes (western spadefoot toad)
Lineage: Eukaryota; Metazoa; Chordata; Amphibia; Anura; Pelobatidae
Source: the annotation of a GenBank genome assembly